AUGGCGCGGGAGGGAGGCGGCGGGCUCACCCGCGGCGGAGGAGUUGAAAAUCCAGUACCGGGAAAAAUCCUUUUACCCGCCGCUUUCCCGCCCUUCUCCCGGUUCUUCCCCCCGCUACCUCCCGGCCCGGGCUCGCCCCUGGCGCUGUCCGUGGUGGCAGGGCGGGCGGCUGGCCCGGGGUCAUCCCGCUCCGCCUGCCCCGGUGCGGAGCCGUUCCCGCACAAGCCCCGGGCGGAGGCAGCUGAAGGUUUGCUUUGCCUCGAGAGACCUCUCAGGGAGCGUGAAGGGGGUGUUGUUCUCGGCACUCGCUUUCUGCCCUCCCUUGCCCGUGUUUACUUUAGCUCGAGAGUUACAAGAAGAGUUUACUUUUCCAGGCGCAGCCCUUUCUUCGCUGCUGAGGCUCUUUGCUGUCCCUCCCAGCGCUGGCAAAGGUUAAAAUCGGUAUCUAACACCUGCUUCCGAUUAGUUAAUCCAACAGGCUGCUUCUACUGCAAUUUGCAAGAAGGUGUCUCCUCUGCUGCCCCCAUGCCCCCACACGCGGACAGACAGACUGACAGCUGCUGUAUUUUUUUUUCAAAAGAGCCAUUAACCACAACCUGGACAGAGUUUUCAGAUUCAGGUAUGUUGGAGUAGAUUCACACUAGGCAGCCUUGAGCAGUUUGGAUUUUGGUACCAAAUGGCUGUGGAAGGAUGGUGCAGAUCAGACCCUUCUGGCACUUAAACUAGAAGAUACGACAAUAAAGCUUCAGUAUUUCUGCUUUCUUAAAUCUAUCAUAUCUUACCCUAGAAAUAAAAGAAGGAAAGCAAAAGGA
Messenger RNA from Pipra filicauda (Wire-tailed manakin), 812 nucleotides. RefSeq lists its product as uncharacterized. The transcript has 3 exons. Lineage: Eukaryota; Metazoa; Chordata; Aves; Passeriformes; Pipridae. The record is from RefSeq and is a predicted model, not a curated record. Bases 1 to 633 code for a protein of 210 amino acids.